AUGCCUGCCCUUCCUUCGAGCGAUGGUGUUGAGAUUAUGCUCGGCGACUCACAGAGAGAUCCUGUUCGUGAUAGCCUCACUUUUGGGGAUUCUGAUGACUCAGAAAUCGAUGAAGAAGGCCCUGAUUUUGUUGAUCUGUCACAGGAUAUCGAGGAGCCCGAGUUGCCGCCUCUUCCUGCUCCUUUACCCAGCUUCGAGACCAAUUUUUCUUCCACUUAUCACAGAAUCAUGAAUACAUUACACCCCCAAAGGCACACACAAUAA
Fusarium odoratissimum NRRL 54006 is the source of this 264-nucleotide messenger RNA. RefSeq lists its product as uncharacterized. The record is from RefSeq and is a predicted model, not a curated record. Lineage: Eukaryota; Fungi; Ascomycota; Sordariomycetes; Hypocreales; Nectriaceae. The coding region runs from base 1 to 264 and encodes 87 amino acids. The transcript has a single exon.